This is a messenger RNA of Alternaria postmessia, 399 nucleotides long. RefSeq lists its product as uncharacterized. Lineage: Eukaryota; Fungi; Ascomycota; Dothideomycetes; Pleosporales; Pleosporaceae. The transcript has a single exon. The record is from RefSeq and is a predicted model, not a curated record. Bases 1 to 399 code for a protein of 132 amino acids.
AUGGCGGAGUACUACAUUACCAUGUCUUGCAUAUGUUCGAGACGCCGCCUUGUAAGCGCAGUCGCAAGAAUCAUCAGUCGCUUCGCGGCUACGACUGACUCAAGUAUCCUCACUUCCCACAAUGACGGUAACAUCAACUUUUACAAACACAUAGGCGCUUACUGGUCUGAGAACGAAUGGACACUUUUACUUAAACGACAAACGAAGUUCAAUGUGUUUGAUCUAGAGAAAGUCAACGCCAAGAACGAUAGCGCACGACAUUUCUUGUCGAUGAUCAAAUUCGCGGAAGGCGGAUCCAAUCCGGUUGCUGGACCUGAAUCUUUGCUGACUGUGUUAGAGAUUGCGAGUGUAGAGUCUACACGCCUGUAUCAUCCUGCCGAAGACAGCAUUAUGGACUAA